This is a messenger RNA of Carica papaya (papaya), 2048 nucleotides long. Its product is annotated as protein OCTOPUS-like. The record is from RefSeq and is a predicted model, not a curated record. Lineage: Eukaryota; Viridiplantae; Streptophyta; Magnoliopsida; Brassicales; Caricaceae.
ACCCUGCUCCUACCCUACUCACCCGUCAGUGGUCAGCAGUCACUCACUCUCCAAUCUCCAUCACUUCACUCGCUCUAUUUUCGCUUCUCUCAAAACAUGAGCUCACUGAGUCAACAACUCGAGCCAUGACUCAGGCACAACACAAACCCCAACGCCAUCGUCACUCCACCUGCCAUCGCCACCCAACUUCCAAACCUAUUACCGGCUUCUGCGCUACGUGUCUCUGCGAACGCCUCGCCGGGAUAGAAAACCAGUCUCCUUCUUCUUCCUCCUCCUCCGCCGUUCCCGCCGCCGCCAUUAACGCCUCGCUUCGCCUUCGACGCACUAAGUCUUGCUCCGGCGGAAACCCUGAGGAAGGUGACGUUUUUUCCGCUGUCUCCGAGCAGCCGCGCCGGAGAUCCUGUGAUGCUAGGGCACACAACACACUCCAUGACCUCUUCUCCGUAGACGACGAGAGAAAAAGGAACACGAUCCGGAAGCCUCGGGUUUCGGAUUUGGGGCUUGAGUUUCCGGAGAAUGUCGAGGAUGAGGAAAGGGGGAAAGAAGAAAUCAGGUCUGCUAAUAAGAGUAAGGAGAGGCUCGUGGUUGAAGACUUCGAGGAUGGAGCUGACUUGAAGACAAUGAAGGAGUUCAUAGAUCUCGAAUGGGGAAAACGUACCAAGAAGAGCACCAGCAGAGAUUUCAAAGAAAUUGCUUCGGUGUUAGGAAAAAAAGUCAAGAAAUGGACGCAAAGGCAAAAGUACAAGAAAACCGAUGAAAUACACAAUGGGGGAUAUGUUGGCGGGAGGCGAUUGAGAGAGACCAAGUCGGAGGUCGGCGAAUACGGACUCGGCCGGAGAUCUUGCGACACGGAUCCGAGGUUGUCCGUUGAUGCCGGGAGGAUUUCAGUUGAUGAUUCGCGGUUUUCGCUUGAUGAGCCCAGAGCUUCUUGGGAUGGGUGUUUGGCUGGCAAGAACUAUCCUCGGCUCACGCCGAUGGAUUCGGUUGAGGAAGACGUUAAGGCAACGCCUGUAAAUUUUGAUGCUGGUAAAGAAGAGGAGGGUGAUGAGAAGCAGAAAAGUCCCGGUGGAUCAGCUCAAACGAGAGACUAUUACGCGGAUCCGUUGUCGUUGCACCGGCGGAGAAGGAGCUUUGAUCGCUCGAAUUCAGUCAAGAGAGGUUUGCUGGAGGUUGAUGAAGUGAAGGCAAUAUCCAAUGCAAAGGUAUCCCCUGAGACAGUCGGAUUGUUCCAUGGAGCAAAACUGCUGGUCACAGAGAAAGAGUUGAGGGAUUCCAAUUGGUAUUCCCUUAAAGAUUAUGGAUCAGAGAGUAUAGAUUCUGCUUCAAAAGCUGUUGGGUAUGCUGGUAAUGAGGUUAGUGAAAAAGGGUUGUUCAGCUUCAAGAAUUCAAAAAUGAGUCGCAGUGUCUGGAAAAUCUGGGGUUUGAUGCAGAAGAAAAGUGAAAGCAAGUGUAGGGAUGAUGAAGAAAAGCCUGUUCCAGGAAAUGUGGUUGAGGGUUCAUUAGCUGAGUCUCUGCAAAAGCUAAGGAGUGUGGCUAAUGGAGAACCCAACGGCAGUGUUAGGCAGAAGCUUAUCCGCAGCUACAGCAUCAGCGCAAGGAACUCCUGUGAUGGAUUAUUUAACAGCAUUAAUAGCAGCAUUGAAGGUGGCAGGAGUUCCUGCGACGGAUUGUACCAUGGAGUGAUUGGUGUCGAGGUCAAAGGUGAUAGUGUGAAGAGGAAAGACAACCUUUUGCUACAGAGGAACCGGAGCUCGAGGUAUUCUCCUAAUAAUCUUGAUAAUAAUGGGCUGUUAAGGUUCUAUUUGACACCAUUGAGGAGCUAUAGGAGAAGCCAAUCUGGGAAAAGUAGGCUAAAGAACUAAAAUUCUAUAGGAGGGAUUGUCAUGUAACUGUUCAUCUACUUGUUAUCCCACUGAAUAUUAUGCUGUAAUUAAUGUGUUUCUCCUUGUUAUUCCAUAGAUAAAAAGCACAUUAUAAUGUUCUGUCUUUAUUUGCUUUCUUUCACAUGUUUUUCUAAUAAUGCAUCAAUGAGAAUCAGAUUAGAAUUU